Leopardus geoffroyi (Geoffroy's cat) is the source of this 4070-nucleotide messenger RNA. RefSeq names its product janus kinase and microtubule interacting protein 1 (gene JAKMIP1). Bases 604 to 3213 code for a protein of 869 amino acids. Gene Ontology annotation, molecular function: microtubule binding; kinase binding; GABA receptor binding. The record is from RefSeq and is a predicted model, not a curated record. The transcript is spliced from 24 exons. Lineage: Eukaryota; Metazoa; Chordata; Mammalia; Carnivora; Felidae.
UGGUCGCCCGAGCUGCAGCCGGGAGCGUGCGGCACGCGUCUGCCGGCUGCCCCGAGCGCGGUCACCGGCGCCGCCGCACCUCGCCCCUCGCCCCGCCGAGCCGCGCGCGCAUCUGCCCGUCUUCCUCGUUUGCUGCUGCUUACGAAUUUUCUUUCUUUCCUUUUUUUUUUUUUUUUUUUUUUUUUUUUUUUGCACGCAGCCUUUUUCUGUUCCGUUUUGUCCUUUUUAAGGCGGGGGCGGCGGCAGCGUAAGCUCGGGGCGGGGAGGGGGCGGCCGGAUGAUGCGGCGCGGGGCUGCGCUGGCUACGUCCGCUGCUGCUGCCCGGCUCGGGCCUGAGCGCCGAGCAGAAAUUGUCAAACAGCACUCCAGAAAAAGUUGUGCCAACUUGUACCCACCGAGAGUGAAUGAGAACAGCAGUUUGCCAGAGCCUUGCCAACAGUGAAUGUUGCAGAUCUCGGCUAAUGUGGGUCCCAAGUGAUGGUGGUUUACACGGAGGACAAGCUGAGCCCUGCAAAACUGGUUAGCACGGCGGAGCCUGGAGCGGCGCCUGCUGGCUGGUGGGUGUGAACCGCGGGAUCUCCGCGUCUCAAGCCAAGAGGAAGCAUGUCUAAGAAGGGCCGGAGCAAGGGCGAGAGGCCCGAGAUGGAGACUGACGCCGUGCAAAUGGCUAACGAGGAGCUGCGGGCCAAGCUCACUAGCAUCCAGAUCGAGUUCCAGCAGGAAAAGAGCAAGGUGGGCAAACUGCGCGAGCGGCUGCAGGAGGCCAAGCUGGAGCGCGAGCAGGAGCAGCGGCGGCACACCGCUUACAUCUCGGAGCUCAGGGCCAAGCUGCACGAAGAGAAGACCAAGGAGCUGCAGGCGCUGCGCGAGGUGCUCAUCCGGCAGCACGAGCAGGAGGCGGCGCGCACCGCCAAGAUCAAGGAGGGCGAGCUGCAGCGGCUGCAGGCCACGCUGAACGUGCUGCGGGACGGCGCGGCCGACAAGGUCAAGACGGCGCUCCUGGCCGAGGCGCGCGACGAGGCGCGCAGGGCCUUCGACGGCGAGCGCCAGCGGCUGCAGCAGGAAAUCCUGGAGCUCAAGGCUUCGCGCAAGCAGGCCGAGGAGGCGCUCAGCAACUGCAUGCAGGCCGACAAGACCAAGGCGGCGGACCUGCGCGCUGCCUACCAGGCGCACCAGGACGAGGUGCACCGCAUCAAGCGCGAGUGCGAGCGGGACAUCCGCAGGCUGAUGGACGAGAUCAGAGGGAAAGACCGUGUGAUCCUGGCCUUGGAGAAGGAACUCGGCGUGCAGACCGGCCAGACCCAGAAGCUGCUUCUUCAGAAGGAGGCUUUGGAUGAGCAGCUGGUUCAGGUCAAAGAGGCUGAGCGGUACCACAGUAGUCCCAAGAGAGAGCUCCCGCCCGGCAUCGGGGACAUGGCAGAGCUCAUGGGCGUCCAGGAUCAACAUAUGGACGAACGAGACGUACGGCGAUUCCAACUGAAAAUUGCUGAACUGAACUCGGUGAUACGGAAGCUGGAGGACAGGAACACCCUCUUGGCAGACGAGAGGAACGAGCUGCUGAAACGCUCCCGGGAGACCGAGGUCCAGCUGAAGCCCCUUGUGGAGAAGAACAAACGGAUGAACAAGAAGAAUGAGGAUUUGCUGCAGAGCAUCCAGAGGAUGGAGGAGAAAAUCAAGAGCGUCAUGAGGGAGAAUGUGGAAAUGAAAGAGAAGCUGUCGGCGCAGGCGUCCCUGAAGCGGCACACUUCCUUGAACGACCUCAGCCUGACGAGGGACGAGCAGGAGAUCGAGUUCCUGCGGCUGCAGGUUCUGGAACAACAGCACGUCAUCGACGACCUCUCGCUGGAGAGAGAACGUCUCUUGCGCUCCAAACGACAUCGCGGGAAAGGUCUGAAGCCACCCAAGCUGUGGUUUUAUAGAGACGGUGCCCAGAUGUCCUGGCAGGGAGAGCACAGCUGGACGGGGAGAAUUCAGACGCCACAGGGGCCACGCUGGAAUAAACAGAGCAAAUUGGGGCAGAAGCAUGUUGUGGAGACAUUUUUUGGAUUUGAUGAGGAGUCAGUGGACUCGGAAACCUUGUCAGAAACCUCCUGCAACACGGACAGGACGGACAGGGCCCCAGCCACGCCCGAGGAAGACUUGGAUGAUACGACGACGAGAGAAGAGGCCGACCUGCGGUUCUGCCAGCUGACCAGGGAGUACCAGGCCCUGCAGCGGGCCUACGCCCUGCUUCAGGAGCAGGUGGGGGGGACGCUGGAUGCUGAGAGAGAGGCCCGGACUCGGGAACAGCUCCAAGCUGACCUGCUGAGGUGUCAGGCGAAAAUCGAAGAUUUGGAGAAGUUGCUCGUCGAGAAGGGACAGGAUUCCAAAUGGGUUGAAGAGAAGCAGCUUCUCAUCAGGACAAACCAGGACUUGCUGGAAAAGAUUUACAGACUGGAAAUGGAAGAGAGUCAGCUGAAGAACGAAAUGCAGGACGCCAAGGACCAAAAUGAGCUGCUAGAGUUCCGAGUGCUGGAGCUCGAAGAGAGAGAGCGGAGGUCGCCAGCAUUUAACCUCCAAAUCAGCACCUUCCCCGAGAACAACAGAAGCGCUCUCCAGCUGUUCUGUCACCAGGAAGGAGUUAAGGAUGUGAAUGUUUCUGAACUUAUGAAGAAGCUAGAUAUCCUUGGCGAUAACGGGAAUUUGAGAAACGAAGAACAGGUUGCAAUAAUCCAAGCUGGAACAGUGCUUGCCCUGUGCGAAAAGUGGCUGAAGCAAAUAGAGGGGACUGAGGCGGCCCUGACCCAGAAGAUGCUGGAUCUGGAGAAGGAGAAGGACCUGUUCAGCAGGCAGAAGGGCUACCUGGAGGAGGAGCUGGACUACAGGAAGGAGGCCCUGGACCAGGCUUACCUGAAAAUCCAGGAGCUGGAGGCCACGCUGUACAACGCGCUGCAGCAGGACCCGGGGCGGAGGGCCAGCGAGGCGCUGAGCGAGGGCCAGCGGGAGGAUCUGCAGGCCGCCGUGGAGAAAGUGCGCAGGCAGAUCCUGAGGCAGAGCCGCGAGUUCGACAGCCAGGUUCUGCGGGAGCGCCUGGAACUACUGCAGCAGGCCCAGCAGAGAAUCCGAGAGCUGGAGGGUAAGCUGGAGGUCCAGAAGAAACACCUGAAGGAGCUUGAGGAGAAGUUUUUGUUCCUUUUUUUGUUUUUCUCACUAGCAUUCAUUCUGUGGCCUUGAUGACGUCAGUGAGCAAAGAACUCGGGAUAGAAAAAGAGCUUAUGGAAUACAUUGAGUCCCUGCGGCAUCCCCAACCCCACUCACACCAAAAUCCAACAGCAAAGCAAGCUCCUUCAAGCCAGAGACUGAAAACAGAAUUCACGUGUACUUGACGAGGAGGCCUAUUGAUCUACGGCUGGGUCCUGGCUGGGCCGAGCUGUAGGAGCCCCGAAGACGCUGGGGGUUUUGUCAAGCUCGGGGUCACGUCCGAGCCCCCACUCUGGCACCAUCAAAGCCCAAGGGGCAGAGACCUGAAUACCAGGAAACUAAGUGCAAUUACUAGAAACCGAGUCACUGGGGAGCCACUGCGCGGCCGGGGGCCAGGCCAGAGCCCUUGUCCCCGCACUGCAUGCCUCCCCUGGACGCAGACUUCUGUACAUAUGUCUCCACGAACUGUGCUCCGUGUACCCGGAAUCUGUCAGCCAAGCGACUUGCAAGUGUCCCUGUGAUCUGAACCCGGAGUCGAGCCCCAGUCAGCAAAACCCUUCGAGAGCCCUGUGCAGCUGAUCCAGCGGGUGGCCACGAGGGGGGGGGGGGGGGGAGAGAGAGAGAGAGAGAGAGAGUGAGCGCAGGACUCUGACUAGGGGCAGGAGCCUUGCCCACUGUGGAGGGCAGAUCCAAGGACCUCAGAUGUCCAAGAAAGAAGCCACAGGCUCCAUCACUCUCCUGGAUGGGACACGGUGAAAGUCUCAGAGCAUGACUGUCCCUGGAGCGAGGACAGAGAAGGUGGACGCCGUCCCCGACCACACCACGCCCCGCACUGUCUCGCAUCUUGGUUGUAAUUUGCAAGACGCUGCCGAGGGAAGAUGCUGGGAGGC